Messenger RNA from Etheostoma cragini (Arkansas darter), 1008 nucleotides. RefSeq names its product T-cell-specific surface glycoprotein CD28-like. Gene Ontology annotation, cellular component: external side of plasma membrane. Gene Ontology annotation, biological process: T cell receptor signaling pathway; regulation of T cell proliferation. Bases 222 to 866 code for a protein of 214 amino acids. NCBI's taxonomy places the organism in Eukaryota, Metazoa, Chordata, Actinopteri, Perciformes, Percidae. The record is from RefSeq and is a predicted model, not a curated record. The transcript has 5 exons.
UUCACACAUUUCUCUUCAGGUGUUGAAAGUCUCUGUAAUAUCAAACAGAGAUGGCAUUUGUGGGUCCACUAGUCUUUUUGCAGAGAGAGAGAGAAAGAGAGAGAGAGAGAGAGAGAGAGAGAGAGAGAGAGGGAGGUUACUGACAAUCCCAGUGCUCUAUGCAGGAGAAGAAAAUCUUCCUUUGUGUAGAAUAAACCAAAUCAGCCAAGUAGGAGGACAAGAUGAGAGCAGGGGUUUUGUGGAUGGUGAUGGUGUGUUUGAGUGAUGGAAAGGUCCCACAAUGCUCAGUUGGGCCGACCGUCAUAGUGUCUAAACUCAGUAAAGUAUCCGUGCCCUGUCCAUCUGCCAUGGCCAGCUCAGAGUUCAAGUAUCAGCUACUUUUCAAUGGCAGCUGCAUCAGCCAAAUACGUCAUGAGUUGGACAAUGUAGAAAAUGUGUUCUCUGGUCAGUUUAAAGUCACAGCCAACGACAGCGGAGAGUACAUCUGCAUGACGGUGUUGAUUUAUCCUCCACCACGCAGAAAGUACUGUCACAUCACUGAAGUCAGGGUGGCAGAAAAGCAGUCUUUUGCAGUCAAUGACGCUGUCCUGGUAGCCAAUCAGAGCUCUGCAGCUGUCCCGUCAGGCUGUUCUCCAUCCAUCCCAGAGGUGGUGAUGUGGGUGGGAUGUGGUGUUUUAUUUCUCUACGGCCUGUCAAUCACCUGCAUUACCAUUGCUAUCUGGAGGAAGAUGAAGAGAGAUGAAGAGGAUACAAACGUGUAUGUUAACCUCCGACCCGGAGAGGUCAGGAAACCCAAACAAAGUUUAACAACAGUUUGUGCCAAUUAUAAAGACAAGUCGGUUAUUAAAGCCACGGAUGUUUUGUGAGAGCUCUCAGAUGUGCAAAUCACAAGCCUGCAGUUUAUGUACAUAGUUUUUUAAAAUACAAAACAACAUGAAAAAGUGGAAAAACAGCAGGUAGCAAAGUGAUGCACCAAACAGAGAGCAUUCAUCUGUUGCACAAAACAUG